This is a messenger RNA of Penicillium samsonianum, 576 nucleotides long. RefSeq lists its product as uncharacterized. The transcript has 2 exons. The record is from RefSeq and is a predicted model, not a curated record. Bases 1 to 576 code for a protein of 191 amino acids. NCBI's taxonomy places the organism in Eukaryota, Fungi, Ascomycota, Eurotiomycetes, Eurotiales, Aspergillaceae.
AUGCUACAGGACUUAUCGGGGGCAACAGAGUCACCGAGGUACACAUUUCUCCUAAUAUCCCUUAGUCCCAAAGAGCCUCGUGGUCUGAUAAAUAUACAGGAUGUCGAUGUCGGAACAGACAUCGACUGCGGUGAACUCCUGCUGAAAAGACUAGGUUUCAUCCGCAGUGGUGAUGGCAGACUAGCUUAUGAUUACCGCGGGACAAAGUGUACGUCGAGGCCCACGCAACCGCUCAUGGCACAUCCCAGAUCCCAGGACAACAGAUGUCUACAAUGUGAAUCCUGGGGAUCAGAGCGCCGGUUGAAUACCUCCAUCUCCAUUGUGCAUCCCUCCGUGCUGGUUCUCACAAAGCUUAAGUGUUGGAGCACGGCCGAGGUGGCGACCAGGCAAGCAUACCACCAACGAACGCGCACCGAUCUGGCCGAUAUUAUGACGAUUCUGCGUUGGCUAGAACAGAACAAGCUCAACAUCAAUUUUGCUGGGCUCGCGCGUGUUCCUAAAGCGAGCUGUUGUCGCUCCUCGCGAAACUUUAUUGGUCCCAAAAGGAUGUGCGUCCCCACUUUGCGGCAACACUGA